Molecule: messenger RNA, 1713 nt
Organism: Cercospora beticola
Lineage: Eukaryota; Fungi; Ascomycota; Dothideomycetes; Mycosphaerellales; Mycosphaerellaceae
Biological process (GO): fatty acid metabolic process
Molecular function (GO): medium-chain fatty acid-CoA ligase activity
Source: RefSeq, a predicted model, not a curated record
AUGGCACCCGAACUAUCCAUACUGAAUGGACCGACUGAUCAACCGCUCUGGACCAUCACGCUCGGAUCACUCAUCGAUUUUCAAGCUCGAGCACAUGGUGAUCGUACAGCGCUCGUUGUGCCUUGGCAGAAUGUACGACGAUCAUACAACGACCUUGCCACUCGCAGCAAAAUCAUUGCAAAAGCUUUGCUUCAAUCCGGGCUUCGAUAUGGCGACUGCAUCGGUAUCAUGGCCGGGAACUGCUCAGAAUAUAUCGAAGUGUUCCUUGGCGCAGCACGGAUAGGUGUCACAUCAGUUGUGCUCAACAGCAAUUAUACGCCGACAGAGCUAUGCAAUGCAAUCUCGUUUAGUGACAUCAAGCAGCUCUUCAUUGCACGUUUUCCAGGACCCAAGCUUAAUUUCACGGCACACAUUGAACGUGUUUCGUCAACCAACAAGAACUUAAAAAUCGUUGUCUUCGAUGAUGAGGAGUACGCUCAGCGCAAAGGCCUACCUGUGCAGCACUUCGACACGUUCUACGCAAAGGGACAGGCCAGCGACAUCAGUGACACGGAUAUGAUGCACAAACAAGCACUUGUCCGUCCCGCCGAUACGUUGAAUCUGCAAUUCACAUCAGGCACUACCGGAGCUCCAAAAGCUGCAAUGCUCUCGCACGCGAACCUGAUCAACAACGCCAACCUCCUAGGCGACCGCAUCAGAUUGACAGAAACCGACAUCAUCUGUUGCCCACCACCACUCUUCCACUGCUUCGGCCUCGUAAUGGGCUUCCUCUGCGCUUUCACCCGCGGAAGCAGCAUCGUCUAUCCCUCCCAACAAUUCGACGCAGCCCUCGUGCUAAAAGCCAUCGAAAUUGAACGCUGUUCCUUUCUGCAUGGCGUUCCUACGAUGUUCACCGCACAGCUGGACGAGAAUACCAAACGAAAUUACGACCUCAAAUCUUUGAAAGUAGCACUAGCAGCAGGCUCUCAAGUCCCGCAGAAAUUGGUCAAUCGUUUAGAAAAAGAGAUGGGGAUCUCAAGAGUGUUGAUUGCAUAUGGUAUGACUGAGACUUCUCCUGUUACAUUUUGUGCGAGGUCAGAUGAUACGAUUGAGCAAAGGUUGAGUACAGUGGGUACUUUGCUUCCUCACACUGGUGUCAAAGUGGUGGAUCUUGACGGGAGAGUUGUACCCCAUGGGAUCGCUGGAGAGAUUUGCACGAGUGGCUAUGCACUGCAGAAAGGCUACUUGAAAGAUAUCAAGAAAACGGAUGAGGUGAUGGAAACAGACGCGAGUGGCAUAUGCUGGAUGCAUACGGGUGAUCAAGGUGUCCUGGAUAAGGACGGAUAUCUGAGAAUAACAGGAAGGAUCAAAGAUUUGAUCAUCAGAGGCGGCGAGAACAUCGUUCCCGCAGAAAUCGAAGAGCGCCUCCUCGCACAUCCUAGCAUAGUCGAAGCAGCAGUCGUCGGUGUACCUCACGAAAAAUAUGGAGAAGCCGUGGCAUGCUUCUUACGGCAAGCAGAGCAGAAUCAGCGACCGACUGGAGCAGAACUUGCGGCGUGGGUUCGUGAGACUCUGGGGAGACACAAAACACCUGAGUAUGUGUGGUGGGUAGGGGACAAUGGAGUCGGCGAUGACUUUCCUAAGACUGCCAGUGGAAAGCAUCAGAAGCACAUUCUGCGCAGUAUCGGGACAGAGAUUAUCAAGGGAAGGUCGCGUGUACGGCCGAGACUGUAG